AUGGACACGACACAACCACCAGUGGAGAAGCAGGUGUCGCUCGACGCGGAGGAGAAGGGGACGUCCGCCGUCCACCCAGAGGAGGUGGGACACUUUGCCCAAUCAGACAACCUCCGCCGCAGCCUGAGUGCUCGGCAGGUUCAAAUGAUCGCUAUCGGGGGCACCAUUGGGACUGGGCUGUUCCUCGGCACCGGGAAAAGUCUCGCCACAGGCGGUCCAGCAAGUAUGUUGAUCGCCUACGCCAUUGUCGGAGCGAUUGUUUUCGUGACAAUGCUCUGCCUCGGCGAGAUGGCCGCGUUCGUCCCUGUCGCUGGGUCCUUCUGCACAUAUGUGGGAAGAUGGGUGGAUCCGGCGUAUGGAUUUGCGUUGACGUGGAAUUACUGGUUCAACGACGCAGUGUCGACAGCGUCCGACUUGGUAGCCCUCCAGCUCAUCCUCGAGUAUUGGACCGACAACUUCCCGGGCUGGGCGCUCAGCCUGAUCUUCUGGUUUGUGCUCGUUGGCCUCAACCUCUUGGCUGUCAAGGUCUAUGGCGAGGUCGAGUACUGGCUCAGCCUGCUCAAGGUCAUUACGAUCAUUGUUUUCAUUUUCAUGGGAAUCGCCGUCAACUGUGGCGCCAACACUGAGCACCGCUACAUCGGAGGUAGCAUCUUCAACAAGGGCGAGGCGCCGUUUGUCGGUGGUAUCGGCGGGUUUGCGUCCGUGUUCGUCACGGCGUCGUUCGCGUACGGCGGCACUGAGAGCAUCGCCAUCACGGCCGGCGAGACAAAGAACCCCACCAAGAACAUGCCGCGCGUCGUCAAGAAUGUCUUCUGGCGCAUCCUCCUGUUCUACAUCCUCUCGGUCCUCCUUAUCGGACUCAAUGUCCCGUACGACUACCCGAAGCUGAACACCAAGUCGUCGGCCACGUCGCCGUUCACGAUUGUCUUCCAGAUGACUGGUGCAAAGGCGGCUGGCAGCGUGAUCAACGCUGUUAUCCUGACCUCUGUGAUCUCGGCCGGCAACCACGCCCUGUUCGCAGGUGCCCGUCUGCUGUACACACUCGGUAGCGAAGGUCACGCGCCGCGUUUCUUUGCGCGGCUCAACGGACAGCGCGUUCCGUGGAUCGCGACUAUCGCCACUGCUCUCGUGGCUGGGCUGUGCUUUGGCAGCUCGUUCAUUGGCGCAGGAACGCUUUGGAACUGGCUCCAGAACCUGGUUGGCGUCAGCAACCAGUUGAGCUGGAUCAGCAUCGGUAUUGCAAGUAUCCGCUUCCGCCGAGGGCUCGCCAAACAGGGCAAGACACAUCUCCUUCCCUUCAAGAACUGGACAUACCCGUACGGCCCUUGGAUCAGCGUCAUUCUCGGUUCAGUCCUCGUUCUGGUCCAGGGCUGGAGCUGCUUCAGCCCAACGUUCAACGUGGUCGACUUUGUUUCCUUCUACAUCGAGCUGCCAGUUAUGCUGGUCAUGUUCAUCACGUGGAAGUUGAUCAAGCGCACACGCUUCGUUCGUCUUGACGAAAUGGACUUUGUCACGGAUGUCCACACGGCGGAAGAGGAAGAGCCAGACGUGCCAGGCCUCAAGGGCAAGAUGCAGCGGUGGUUCGCUUGGGUGCUGUGA
Cutaneotrichosporon cavernicola is the source of this 1599-nucleotide messenger RNA. RefSeq lists its product as uncharacterized. The record is from RefSeq and is a predicted model, not a curated record. Bases 1 to 1599 code for a protein of 532 amino acids. Gene Ontology annotation, biological process: amino acid transmembrane transport. NCBI's taxonomy places the organism in Eukaryota, Fungi, Basidiomycota, Tremellomycetes, Trichosporonales, Trichosporonaceae. Gene Ontology annotation, cellular component: membrane. The transcript is spliced from 3 exons. Gene Ontology annotation, molecular function: amino acid transmembrane transporter activity.